Olea europaea var. sylvestris is the source of this 1361-nucleotide messenger RNA. Its product is annotated as probable enoyl-CoA hydratase 1, peroxisomal. The transcript has a single exon. NCBI's taxonomy places the organism in Eukaryota, Viridiplantae, Streptophyta, Magnoliopsida, Lamiales, Oleaceae. The coding region runs from base 75 to 557 and encodes 160 amino acids. Gene Ontology annotation, cellular component: peroxisome. The record is from RefSeq and is a predicted model, not a curated record.
UUCUGUAGAAUGAAUAGUUCUGCUAGAAUAGAACUAUUCAAAAAAAAAAUUGCUUGAACAGAAAAAAGAGAUAAAUGGAAAAUCCCUCGCCGGAAAAUCUCAUACUCGUGAACCGGGAACUCGAUGGCGUGGCUUAUGUAAUAAUCAACCGGCCCAAGUCCCUCAACUCCUUGACCCGACCCAUGAUGGUUCGUCUGGCAAGGGAAAUCAAGAGCCUAGCUUCCGAUAGUUCAGUAAAAGUUAUAAUACUUUCCGGAUCGGGUCGGUCAUUUUGCUCCGGCGUGGACUUGACUGCGGCGGAGGACGUUUUUAAGGGAGAUGUAAAGGAUUUGGAAACUGACCCGGUUGCCCAGAUGGAGCGGUGCAAAAAGCCGAUAAUCGGAGCCAUAAACGGGUUCGCAGUCACUGCCGGGUUUGAGAUUGCCUUAGCUUGCGAUUUCUUGGUGGCGUCAAAAGAGGCUAAAUUCAUGGACACUCAUGCCAGGUCCCAAUUAUUUUUCCUUCUGGAAAUUAUAAUUAUAUGUGUGGAAUUGUAUGCUUAUUAUGUAGAGAUUUGAUCAUUAACACCUAGUUUUCUGAGUUAGUGAUCAAAAGGACCAAACUUUGUUAAACAAGUACUGCAUUAUGCAUGCCAGUGUAGUGGUUGCAAAACGUUAGAUUCUUGGAUCUUUGUUGAGUUAAAUAUAAUUAAUGAUAUCAAGGAUGCAUUUAAUCUUGGUCAUUUAACUUUUGCGAAUUUUUUCAAAAUGAGUAAGGCUAUCUAGCCCCAUAGUGUUUGACCUAAGUUGCAACAUAUUAAAUGAUAGAUUCAGCUAUAUAGUACUAGUCUACGUGGCUACAUUUUGUAGGUUCAAUUAAAUAAGUCAUGUGACUUUGAAUUUAAAUGAAUCUAUCAUUUAAUGCCGUAUAAUUGUCAUCUAAACUUGUGCUUAACGCUGGUGGUGAUAAAUAGCCUGGACAAAAGCCCAUUUAUUUGGGCUUAUCAUGUGUUGCAACCUUGGCUGACUUUUGAUACCAUUGGAGCUAGAUAGCAUUACUCUUUCACAAUAGGCAUCUUGUCUCGACCCCUCCCUGCGUCCCUCAGCCCCCUACUACUUGGAAGUCUCACAAGUAGCUACUGGAAGCUUGGUAGGCUCCCAAUUAGCAUGGGAGUUGUGGGAACAGGUUAGGGUAAGGGGAAUGGGUGAAGCAAUUGGGUAGGGAGGGGGGGGGGACUGGGACAUGGGUUGGGGCAGGGUUGUGAUUACGAAGAUGAGAAGAAGGUGCAGAUAGUGUUUUGAGAACAUCUACCAGAGGAUACUAUUCUAGACAAAAAUUAGGAAGGCUAGUUUUAAUUUCCACUCUCCAGUGUGGUUUUUCUU